CAGAGUAGGCGCGCAUGGCGCUGCAUAUUAUCUGUCUUUGGCUGCAUAUUAUGUGAAAUAAAAGCGUACAUGAGUGAGUGAGUUCAGCGCAGCGCGGCGCCGACAUGGCACGGCAUGUUGCCGGUUAGUUGCUCUGCAAGUGUGUUGUGUGAUGUUUUUUGUGGCUUGGUUUUUAUGCCGAAAUAUCUCAUAAAAACUAACCGACCUACGGGCACAAGAUCCUUUCUUGGUACCUGGUGCAUGCAUCACCGUGCAUAAACUCCACAUCACUUUAAUUAUGAUAUUUUGAACAUCAGUGAUAACAGUGGCUGUCGAACUUUUGAGCAAUAAACUUUUUAUAGGUAAACGUGAAUUAUGUGUGGGUGCCUACGCGUCGUCCGCGCCUGCAAGCCGCUUCGGCCAUGGCACUGCCGGCUAUCUAGCUCGUCCUCCACAGCGGCGCCGCCGCCGGUGCCUGGCGUGCCCUAUACUAAACUGAGCAUUGGUGUGCCAAAGGAGAUAUGGCAAAACGAACGGCGGGUUGCUGCCGUACCAGCAGUAAUUAGUAAAUUAGUUAAAAAAGGUUUCACAGUAAAUGUUGAAGAAAAUGCAGGAGCUUUCGCAAAUUUUCCAAAUAAAUCAUAUGAAGAGGCUGGUGCUAAAGUUACUACACUGAAGGACACAUUCCAAUCAGAUAUAAUUUUAAAGGUACGCCCAUUGGUAGAUAGCGAAAUUAAAAAUGUCCGAGAUGAAGGGACACUCAUAUCUUUCUUAUAUCCUGCACAAAAUAAAAAUUUGAUCGACCAACUCGCGGCAAAAAAAGUAAAUGCUUUUGCAAUGGAUUGUAUUCCACGUAUAAGCCGAGCACAAGCAUUCGACGCACUCAGUUCCAUGGCCAAUGUGGCAGGUUACCGUGCUGUUAUAGAGGCUGCUGCUAACUUCCCAAGGUUCUUUUCUGGCCAGAUGACAGCCGCGGGCCGAGUGCCCCCGUGCCGCGUGCUGGUGGUGGGCGGCGGAGUGGCGGGCCUCGCUGCAGCUGCGCAGGCGCGCUGUAUGGGCGCCGCAGUCAGGGCCUUCGACACGCGCCCCGCUGUGCGCGAACAGAUUGAGAGUCUUGGCGCCCAGUUCAUAACCAUGGAUAUGAAGGAAGAAGGCGCCGGCGAAGGUGGAUAUGCAAAAGAGAUGAGCGAAGACUUUUUAAAUGCCGAAAGGGCGUUGCUGGGAAAAGAAGCCAGGACUUCCGAUGUCGUCAUCACCACUGCCCUCAUCCCCGGAAAACCAGCACCAAUGCUGAUUUUAGAGGAUGCAGUCCGAGAUAUGGCUCCCGGCAGUGUGAUAGUGGACUUAGCAGCAGAAAUGGGCGGCAACGUGCAGACCACGACGCCGGGACAAGUGGCCAAGGUCCACGGCGUCACGCACGUGGGGCUGACGGACUUGCCCAGCCGGAUGCCCGCGCAUGCGUCCACGCUGUACGCUAACAAUAUCUCCGGAUUUCUACUCAGUAUUGGUUCCAACGAUCACUUCCAUAUCAACCUGGAAGACGAGGUGACGCGCGGCGCGGUGGUGCUUAAAGCCGGCGAGUUGCUCUGGCCUCCCCCACCCCCUCCCAGCAUGGCCGUCACACAAACCCCUAAAGCCACGCCUGCUGCAACGAAGGCUGAACCACCGAAUCCAUUCAAUGAGACAUUAAAAGAUACUUUCUUAUAUUCCACAGGUUUAGCGAGCUUAAUCGGUUUGGGUAUAGCGUCACCCAAUCCAGCAUUCACCACAAUGACCACUACAUUAGCACUGUCAGGUGUAGUAGGAUACCACACAGUAUGGGGUGUAGUGCCCGCGCUGCAUUCUCCACUAAUGUCAGUCACCAACGCGGUGUCGGGCAUCACAGCCGUGGGAGGCCUGCUGCUCAUGGGCGGCGGCUACGUACCCGAGACUCCAGUGCAGUGGCUGGCGAGUACAGCAGCUCUCAUUUCGUUCAUUAACGUGUUUGGUGGAUUUUUGGUCACGCAGCGCAUGUUGGACAUGUUCAAAAGGCCAGGAGACCCACCGGAAUAUGGGUACUUAUAUGCAAUCCCAGCUGCGGCUCUGCUUGGAGGAUACAUUACAACAGCCAUGCAGGGUUUCCCUGAAGUCCACCAGAUGGCGUACUUGGCGUCUUCCCUGUGCUGCGUAGGUGCACUUGCUGGUCUUAGCUCCCAAAAAACGGCGCGAAAGGGCAACUAUCUCGGAAUGAUUGGAGUAGCGGGAGGUAUCGCGGCUACCCUGGGUUCAUUGACCCCGAGUGCGGAGGUCCUAGCACAAAUGUUAGGAGUGGCUGGUAUCGGAGGCGUCUUAGGAGCUACUAUUGCUAAGAAAAUUGAAAUCACUGACUUACCACAACUCGUGGCUGGAUUCCACAGUUUGGUGGGCAUGGCUGCAGUGUUGACAUGUAUCGCCACAUACAUGCACGAUUUCCCUGCUAUGGCCCUCGACCCUACCGCUACCACGCUGAAAACGUCACUUUUCCUGGGCACGUACAUUGGAGGAAUAACCUUCACGGGUUCGCUAGUGGCGUACGGCAAGCUGCAGGGUUCGCUGUCGUCGGCCCCCCUCCUGCUGCCCGGGCGGCACGCGCUCAACGCGGGGCUGCUGUGCGGCGCGCUCGGCUGCGGCGCCGCGCUGCUGGCGCUGCCCGCCGCGCCCGGCCUGCCGCUGCUGUCGGCCGCCGCCCUGCUCAGCGGCAUCCAGGGGCUCACGCUCACUGCUGCUAUUGGAGGAGCCGACAUGCCGGUGGUGAUCACGGUGCUGAACAGCUACUCGGGCUGGGCGCUGUGCGCGGAGGGGUUCAUGCUGAACAACUCGCUGAUGACUAUCGUCGGCGCGCUCAUCGGCAGCUCAGGUGCCAUCUUGUCUUACAUCAUGUGCAAGGCUAUGAAUCGAUCUCUGCCUAAUGUAAUCUUGGGCGGUUACGGUGUGACGAGCGGCGGCACGGCGCGGCCGGCAGGCGCCACUCACACCGAGCUCAACGUGGACUCCGUGGCCGAUCUCAUCCACCGCGCCUCCAACAUCAUCAUCACGCCUGGUUACGGUCUGUGUGUAGCUAAGGCUCAGUAUCCUAUUGCGGAGUUGGUGGAGUUGCUGAAGUCAAACGGCAAGAGAGUGCGGUUCGCGAUACAUCCCGUGGCGGGUCGUAUGCCUGGCCAACUAAACGUUUUGCUGGCCGAAGCCGGCGUGCCCUACGACGAUGUCUUUGAAAUGGAGGAGAUUAACGAUGAGUUCCCCGACACUGAUCUGGUUUUAGUUAUUGGUGCUAAUGACACGGUGAACAGCGCAGCCGAAGACGACCCGAACUCGCCGAUCGCGGGGAUGCCGGUGCUCAAAGUCUGGAAGUCCAACCAGGUAGUAGUAAUGAAGCGGUCCAUGGGAGUGGGCUACGCCGCAGUAGACAACCCUAUCUUCUACAACCCCAACACGGCCAUGUUGCUCGGCGACGCCAAGAAGACUUGUGACGCCCUAUUAGAACGCGUCAAACACUUGACUGCUUAAAUAGUACUGUUUUAUUGUGCUUUUUUAUCUGAAAUAAAAUUAUGAAAUUAAACAUAACAUUUUGUCUAGGACUCGAAAUUUUUUUAAUAUAAUUCUAAAAUAUGUUAUACUUAUAAUAUCGACUUCAGAAUUUUUUACCAAUGUGUUCAAAAUUGUUACCUAAAAAACUGUAUUUGUAAUGAAUUUCUUUGUGCCUUAAAAUAACUGAAACGGUGAAAUUAUUUUUGAGACUUUAGACUAGUCUUUUAUAGAUUAUUUUAAUUAGGACAAUUUACAAUUUUAGUAAAGCGGUACAUACCGUUUUUAUAUAUCUUAGUCAACUAUUUUAAUAUUGAGAUUUUUUAAACUAUGUAUUAUGUGGUUUGAAUGAUGCAUUUUAAAUUUAGGUUUUGUAUUGGUUAUUAACGAGAUUGUCCCCAUUAACAGUUUACCUCCCAUAACAUUCCAAGUUAACUAUGUUUUAAAUGUUACCCCCGACAGCUGAAUGCUUUUUUGUUUCAUAAUAUUCCCCAUUUUUCUGGCCACAUAGUUAAUUUUACAUUUUUAUGUCAUUCCAGCUAUUGUGAAAAUUAACAUGUAAUUUAAGUAGUCCAACGCUAGAUAGCGGUAGUCGUAAGAAAACAAUUGAGAGUCAAAAUUAUGAAAUUAUUUUGUUGGAAGAAUCACGUCAUUUCUAUUGAUAAAAUGUAAAUGUUAAUUUUUACUUAUUUUUAUUUAAAAUUAAUUAUUAAUGAAUUCCUAGAAAAAAUUAAAUAAAUUUGGGUACAUACAAA
This is a messenger RNA of Plodia interpunctella (Indianmeal moth), 4274 nucleotides long. RefSeq names its product NAD(P) transhydrogenase, mitochondrial-like. Gene Ontology annotation, molecular function: NADP binding. NCBI's taxonomy places the organism in Eukaryota, Metazoa, Arthropoda, Insecta, Lepidoptera, Pyralidae. The record is from RefSeq and is a predicted model, not a curated record. The coding region runs from base 355 to 3501 and encodes 1048 amino acids. The transcript is spliced from 23 exons. Gene Ontology annotation, biological process: NADPH regeneration; proton transmembrane transport. Gene Ontology annotation, cellular component: mitochondrial inner membrane.